AUGACCCCAAACCUCGGCCGUCGCAGCAGGGACACCGAAGAAACCUCCGAGCCAUCGAAACGCCAACGCAGGAAGUUCACAGCAUGUCGACGAUGUCAUGGGCACAAGAUCAAAUGUUCCGGAGGCGAGCCGUGUAGUAAAUGCGUGCUGGUUGGUCGUGGCGAGGAAUGCCACUACGAGCCUCGAGAUCGUCAGGUGAAAGUUAGUGAGAGCUACCUGGGAUACAUCCUAUCAGAAAACCAACGCCUAAAAGAGCGUUCGGGGACUUCGGUCAACACCACCGAACUACCCCGGCCACCCGCAACGGCAACAACAGCAACAGACACAACAGAAGAGUCAAACGAGCCCAACACAAGCAGCAGCGCACAAAACCCUCUAAUUGGAGACCGCGCCUGGUUCCAUCCAUACGACCCAUCUGCACCACCAAUCUUCAUCGGCGAGGCAGCCUGCACGGCAUUCGCGACUCGUUUCCGCCGCUUCUUGACUGGUAGCAAUGCGACUGCGCAUAUCCCGCGAACGCAGUAUGUCAAGGAAGCCAACAUCGCGGCGGCGAAUGAAGUCAACGUACAAUGGCCUAGUCGACAACAAGCUCGACUGCUGGUGAAGAUUGCGCUGCAUCAGAUUGGACAUAUCUAUCAUCUGGUGCUGCGCAAGUCGACGCUGGAGAAGCUGGAGGACAUCUAUCAAACAGGGGAUUUCGGGUGUACUGUUAACCAGUGCAAGUACUUUGCGCUGUUUGCGUUUGGAGAGGCGUAUUCGUUACGGACAGAGCCGUCGUCGGGAUGUAGGGUGCCGGGGACGUCAUAUUUCGCGCGUGCCCUGAGUUUGGUGCAAGUGUUGCCGGAGAGGACGAGCAUUACACAUUUAGAGACCUUACUGCUAUUGUCACUAUUCUCUUACUACCUCAACCGCCGCCACUCAGCCUACGUCCUAAUUGGCAGCGCAAUGCGACUAAGCCUCUGCAUAGGUUUGAACCACAACAUCCCUGAGUCCCAAGUAAUUGACCCUGUUGAGCGCCAACACCGCGUUCGAAUCUGGUGGACCAUCUACAUCUUUGAUCGAAUGUGGGGAUCCAAAAUGGGCCUGCCAUCACAGAUCCUCGACGAUGACAUCCACCUCGACAUGCCGUCGAACAUUGAACCACGGCAGCUGCACGAGGAGCAAUUUUCAGACACGGACUAUUUGACGGCGAAUGUGAAGUUGGCAAAAAUUGUGGGGGAGACAAUUUCGAAACUGUACAGUCGGAGGAAGUACACGGAGACGUUUUUACAGAGGGUGCAGAAAUUGCUGAAAGCAUUAAAAAGCUGGGUUGAAACAUUGCCAGAUCACAUAAGGUUGAACCAAGAGGAUCCAGAGGCAAAUAAGAAGCCUAUCACCUCUCUACACCUUGCAUUCAACCAGUGUGUAAUCCUAACAACCCGCCCAACUCUCCUCCACCUCCUCAUCAAACUCAGCGAAAACGACUCCCCCUCCUCCCUCCCCCAACCCGUCCUAACCCUCUCCGAAGCCUGCAUCCACGCAGCCCGCCACUCCCACUCCCUAAUCCUCACAAAAUACUUCAACGGCACCCUCCCCGUCUUUGGCUACUUCCACGCCCACUACCUCUUCUCCUCAGCCCUCGCAUUGGCCAUGUCCUCUUUCGUCCCCGUGGGUAACCCCAGCGACAUGGGCGGUUUCGAGACCGCGCUGGAAGUAUUAGGGUCGAUGAGCGAGAAUGGGAAUCUCGCGGCGGCGGACUUUUGGCAGAAUCUCGAGCAGGUUAAAUCCUGUCUUGAGGGGUAUUGGGGGGAGAGGGAGAGGAGGAGACGAGGAGGAGGGAGGGGGAUGGGGAAUGUGAAUGCGAUGGCGGCGAUUGGACCGGGGGAUGUUUCGGCUGCGUCGGUGCAGUCACCUGGCUCUAUCGGGACUGGUAAUUUGACUGCGAUGGGACAGGAGGCUGUUGGGACUAUGCAGAGUGGUGGGACUAAUACGGAUAUGAUGGUUGCUUCUUAUCCAACCAUUCAAAGCAAUGGGAUACCCCUCCACGACGCAUCAGGCGGCUUCACGACAGAAAUGGCCUUCCUCGAACCAACGAUGCAAGACUUUCUCGCACAAUCCGACUUCGACCUUGGAUUGUUAAAUCCCGUGGAUACAUUCCUGAACGACGCAGAGAGUCUAUACACGUGCCAUGGAUUAUAA
Molecule: messenger RNA, 2178 nt
Organism: Aspergillus glaucus CBS 516.65
Lineage: Eukaryota; Fungi; Ascomycota; Eurotiomycetes; Eurotiales; Aspergillaceae
Product: transcription factor domain-containing protein
Exons: 5
Coding region: 1-2178 (725 amino acids)
Biological process (GO): positive regulation of transcription by RNA polymerase II; DNA-templated transcription
Cellular component (GO): nucleus
Molecular function (GO): zinc ion binding; sequence-specific DNA binding; DNA-binding transcription factor activity, RNA polymerase II-specific
Source: RefSeq, a predicted model, not a curated record